AAACAAAACGCCUACGCCCCUACAAGGCUGCAACACUUUGCCUUCGGCUGCAGCUGAGUGCGAACUGGGUUCUUCUGUCUCACUGCUGCCUACUUCUCUCUUUCUUCCAUCCAUAUAGACACACUCAUACAGAUAAAGAUAUUAGAUGCUACAUGGAGCUUUAGCAAUUGGCCUAUUACUCCCCUUGAAUCCCGAUUUAUGAGUUUUCCGAUGGAAAUGAUAUGAGACUAGAGGAGAUCAAAACUCUGUCCAAACUAGUUCAUGUUCAUCCAUGAUAUACGAUGAUGAGAUUACCUGAUCCGCCUCCUCUUUGUCGCCGGUGUUGUUGCUGUUGAGGAGAGACAAAGUUGUCACGUGGAAUCAGAUUUGCUUCCACCAACAAUCCUCUUCAAUGCUCAUCGCCUUUUGAUUUAGAUUUCUCUUCCUUUUUCUCCUACGCUUCAGCUGUUGGUUGAAUUAUAUGGUCAGAUUCGGACUGUGAGCCGUGGAUUUGAAAAUCUCGUCAAAAUCCGGUUCCUGAUAGAUUUGGAAUAAUUGCAGCGGCAUGACAACACCAAAUUUCGAAAAUCUCUUGUUUCUUUCCUUCUUUUUACACUUGCUUAUGGUCACUAUUCACCGAUGUAUGCCUUGCCCUUUGUUCCUCCAUGAAUUAUUCCCUUGCCUGUUUUUACUUCUUUUCAUCUACACUAGAAUAAUGGACGGAGAAAGAAUGACUUUUGGGUGUCGGGUAAUCCAUUGUCUCCAAUUUCUUGCUUGUUUUAAAUGCCUUUUUUAGUAAUAACCCCUGAUCUGUUGCUUGAUAUUGUUUUUUUGAGUCAGAAACAUAUGCGAUGCUGAAUCCAAAAUCUAAAUCCACUUUACUAUGCCUGUAUUUGUUUCCUCCAUGAUUUGGAGUCUCGUUUGUGUGGCAAAUCAAAUGGUUAUUGUGAUUCUCUCUCUCCCCCUAAUAGACAACAAGCUUGAAUUUUUGCUACUAUUAUUAUAAUCUAAUUUUAUGGAGAAUGGCUUUGAUUUACAUUACAGAUAUCAGAGAGUAAGUCCAGAUUGUCCUCCUUUGAGCAGUGCCAAAAAGUUGGGUUUGAAACCAACAAUAACAACAACAGCAACAAUGUGCAAGGAAGAAGGCGGCAGCUGCAGCAACAAUAGCAAUAUUGAGAAUGGAAGAUGCAUUUCGAAAGAUAUUAUCACUGCUUUUGAAGGAGCAAAAGGGGUAAGAUACAGACCCCCAUCUAGAACCCAAGACCACCACCUCCACAAUAGCAAUUUGUCCCAUCCCAGUACUGGUGUUGGCGCUAAUGGAGUACCCAACUCUCCUCCAAAAGCACAAGCACAAACUGAGAACAACCACCAUCAUGAGAUGCCAAAGAGAAGCGAGACGACUAGCCCCAACCGUGGCGAUGUGCUAUUGCAGUGGGGUCAAAAGAAAAGGGCAAGAGUCUCAAGAUCCGAGAUCCGGCCGCUCGCUGAUGAUUCUUCCUCGUCAACUGUUCCAGGGAGGCAACCCAUUGGCAAUAAGGUUCCCAGGAGAGUCUUACAUGCAACAAUGCCUCCUCCGCCACCUGCACCUCCCUCUAACAGCGCCAGAUGUUCUACUCUUAGAAAUAGUUUGCUUUCUAGCAGGAAUCUAGAUGAGCGAUCAGCCGCUGCAAGUGGAUCUCCAUCAAGAAACAGUGGUGGCACUAGCCGAGCUGCUUCUAGAGCUAUGGCAGGAAAAAAAUCUCCUCCUCUAGAGACCAUUGAUAGAAAGAAGUUGUGUGCUGGGUCAGUCAAAAAUGGGCAACAAAAUGGAUCAGCAGUGCAAACUGACCGCAUGAAUCAGACUGAUUAUGCUCCAGUUCAAUCAGAACGGGCAGGUGGAGCUGCUAAUAGCACUGCUUCAGCAGCUGGAGUGGGAGAGAAGGUGAAUGUUGAAGUGAUUGAAUGGCCCAGGAUUUACAUUUCUUUGUCAAGAAAGGAGAAGGAGGAGGAUUUUUUAGCCAUGAAAGGAACAAAGCUCCCUCAGAGACCCAAGAAAAGGGCCAAGAACGUAGAUAGAACGCUCCAGUAUUGUUUUCCAGGUAUGUGGCUAUCCGAUUUGACUAAGAGCCGAUACGAGGUCCGAGAAAAGAAAUCUGCGAAGAAGCAAAAGCGAAAGGGAUUAAAAGGAAUGGAAUGCGUGGAGAGUGAUUCGGAGUAAGAUGACAAGGGAGGGUACCUGUGAUGUGAAUACAAAAGAAAGGAAUUUAUGAUUGGCGGAUGAUUUGUAAUUGGAGCUUAUGACAUUGACACGAGGAGCAGAGUUUUUACGUUUUUUGUUUGCACAAGCUAGCUAAUUUUUUGUUUUGCCCAAUUGUUUUUGGGCGUUUAUAUUCUUUGCUGUUGGGGAGCAUUUCUCUUGUAUAAAGCCAAGCCUUCUCUGCUGUUUCUUUCA
Molecule: messenger RNA, 2410 nt
Organism: Theobroma cacao (cacao)
Lineage: Eukaryota; Viridiplantae; Streptophyta; Magnoliopsida; Malvales; Malvaceae
Source: RefSeq, a predicted model, not a curated record